GACGUCCUACAGCUGAAUACUGGAGGCUGGAGUAGCUCAUCGGCUUGUGCACUAUUUGCAGUUCGUCUUGCGGCGGCAUUUUGGUACGGAUCUUCGCAGACGUGGGGCAGGGGAGGGAACGAUUUCCUUUGCCUCUCGCCAGGAUACUUCGCGACUCGCAUUAGCGCCAUAAUGGGGAAGCCAAAGAAUAAUGCAGGCGCUGGCGGGAAGACAAGAGGGAAAAUCAGCAGGGGUCGAGGCGGCGGCCGUGGGUCGACAAGACAUCAGGCGUACAUGCAAGAAAGCUCUUGGCGGCCAGACAGUGCGAUAGACGACCCCGCAGAAGCAGAUGAAGACCCAGAGAUUCAGUCCGACUGUAGCGAAUUAAGCGAGAAAGCCAAGGGUAAGCAACGGCAGCUCGAUGGCUAUGUUGGAGCAACUUCUGAGGACGAGAGCGGUGAAGAGAGCGACGAUGCUGUGAAAGGACCAGACAACCUUGAGAUUCCUUUAGCCAUGUGGGAUUUCGGCCACUGCGAUCCGAAGAGAUGUUCUGGACGCAAGCUUGCACGGCUCGGAUUCAUGCGAGAGCUCAAGAUUGGGCAACGAUUCCGUGGUGUGGUCUUAACGCCAAACGCAACAAAGACCGUGUCUCCUGCAGACAAGGAUAUCAUCGAACAGCAUGGCCUUGCAGUCGUCGAAGCGAGCUGGGCAAGGUUGGAUGAAGUGCCAUUCGGAAAGAUCAAAUCGCCACAUGAACGGCUACUCCCUCGCUUGGUGGCUGCGAAUCCUGUCAACUACGGCAAGCCGCUCAAACUCAACUGUGUAGAAGCGCUUGCAGCUGCUCUGUACAUCUGCGAUGAGCCUGCCAGCGCCGACCUCAUCCUCAGCAAAUUUGGUUGGGGCCACAGUUUCCCAGAGCUCAACGGGCCAGUCCUUGACAUCUACAAACGGUGCAGAGAUCAUGAGGACAUAGACAAGGCUGGGAAGCAGGUGGUGGCAGAUGAGGAGGAACGCCGGCAAGCCGGGAAGAUGAAAAAAUUUGAUCCCAUGCAGCUGCUGAUGCCAGCGGAUGAAGGAGACGAGAGGGAAGAUGUCAGAAGCACAUGACGAUACCCACGAACUUGUAUCCUUUGUUCGCAGACCAGGUGAAGAAGGCAUUGGGCUUUAGGGCAUUCUCCUUUUCGUACAAGUCAUAAAUUACACGCAAUUAUCGUGGCACUUAUCCUGACGACCGGAAAGAAAUACACGUUCUAG
Molecule: messenger RNA, 1233 nt
Organism: Tilletiaria anomala UBC 951
Lineage: Eukaryota; Fungi; Basidiomycota; Exobasidiomycetes; Georgefischeriales; Tilletiariaceae
Product: DUF367-domain-containing protein
Exons: 7
Coding region: 172-1086 (304 amino acids)
Biological process (GO): maturation of SSU-rRNA
Molecular function (GO): rRNA small subunit aminocarboxypropyltransferase activity
Source: RefSeq, a predicted model, not a curated record